Messenger RNA from Colletotrichum orchidophilum, 1581 nucleotides. RefSeq lists its product as uncharacterized. NCBI's taxonomy places the organism in Eukaryota, Fungi, Ascomycota, Sordariomycetes, Glomerellales, Glomerellaceae. The coding region runs from base 1 to 1581 and encodes 526 amino acids. The record is from RefSeq and is a predicted model, not a curated record. The transcript is spliced from 4 exons. Gene Ontology annotation, molecular function: protein binding.
AUGGAUCUUGAAGAUUGGCGCCAAGAGCAAUACUUGAGUGUCGCCGUGAAGAAUAACAACACGGACUUGGCUCAGCUAUUCUUGGACUAUGGGGUCAAUAUCAAUGCCCAAGAUCCAUCGGGCGAACCGCCUCUUUACUUGGCAGCGGGAGAGAGCCCUCUUUCCAUGGUGAAGUUCCUCAUCGAUCGAGGGGGGGAUGUCAACGUUCGAACUGCCAGGGGGUUGACACCGCUGUACGGCGCGUCACUGAAAUCCAGACCGGACGUUGUCGAAUACCUCUUGAGCAAAGGGGCCGACGUUUCGAUUGCUUCAGAUGCGCGAAAUUGGUCUCCUUUGGAAUGUGCUUUUGACUAUCCGACUGUCUUAACACUUCUAGUUACGAAGGCGCGGCCACCUCCUGACUAUCAUCGAGAAGCGGAGUAUUGUGACACACAUUGUACAGCCCUCUUUCUCGCGGCGAGAUACAACAAGAUCGAAUGCGUCAAGUUAUUGUUAAAGCAUGGCGAUCCGGACCUCGAAUUCACGCCGUCUUCGGAUAUUGAAGAGCUUGAUUUGGCAAAGGGAUUUACGCCUCUAGCUAUUGCGAGUCUGUACUCUGGGGAUACUCUCGCAGUUUUGUUGGAAUACGGCGCCGACUUAGGAGCCAAAGAUCGAGAUGGCUUCACACCGCUCAAUUACAGCAUAGGCACGACUGAUUCGAGUCUUGUCCGGCGGUUGGUCAACGCUGGUGCCAAUCUGGAAACCACUGACAAUUGGGGCGGGGACGCAAACCUCUGGCAUAGACGUCGGGGCACACCGCUUGAGGCGGCCUGCCACAACCAAUACUACAAUGAUUCGGUAGUAGUGCGGUAUCUUGUUGAGCAAAGGGGGGUUGACAUCAACGGUCCAGGAAGCUACGCCAGCAGCGCCUUGGGACAGGCAUUUCUGACUGGCGGCGGAACACUCAUAACGUACCUGCUCACGAACGGAGGAAGCAUCAACACUACAGACGGCAACGGCCUGCCAUCGUGGUUCAAUAUUUGUUACCGAAGGGAUAACGCCCUCGAGAUCUUUGACAAGAUCCUCGCUCACUACGAAGCUGUUGAGUUCUCAGCCUCACUAAGGGGCAAGGACAGGAUGUCACGGACUAUUCUGCACUGCGCAGCACACGCAGGGCACUUGGGACUUGUUGAGAGACUCGCCGAACUCGAACCAAAGCUGAUUGAUGGCCGUGAUGCCGAUGGGUGGUCGGCUCUACACUGGGCAGCACGAAUGUUCUGUGCUAGGGGCCUACGGGACGAAGUUUUGAUGCAGAGUUAUGAAGAGAAAGCAGAAGUCAUCAGAUUCCUCGCUCGGAAGGGAUGUCCUGGUCUGGAAGAACGCGUGCCGGGUGGUGAACGUACAUGGAACGUUCUGGAGAUUGCGGAAUACCACGGCGCCCCUGAUGUUGUUAUCGGUGCUUUCAGGGACAUGAUGGAGGAGAAGAAAGUUCAAGUCAAAUCAACAAAAGUGCUUUCCAAGCAGUACCCUGACGAGUGGUCUUGCAAUGGCUGCAAUUCGCUAAUCCAAGGAAACGAUAGUGGAUUUGGGGUAGCCUUCUGA